This is a messenger RNA of Mercurialis annua (annual mercury), 348 nucleotides long. RefSeq names its product putative lipid-binding protein At4g00165. The transcript has a single exon. The record is from RefSeq and is a predicted model, not a curated record. Lineage: Eukaryota; Viridiplantae; Streptophyta; Magnoliopsida; Malpighiales; Euphorbiaceae. The coding region runs from base 1 to 348 and encodes 115 amino acids.
AUGGUGUCAAAAACUCAAGUUUCACUUGUGUUUCUUCUCGCGCUCAGCCUGCUUUGCUUCAGCAUAACGACUGGUGCCACAACUUGCCCUAGUGGCGCCUACUCAAAGAUCAAAUUAUGUGCUGAUUUUCUUGGCAUUAUUACACCAAGUGUUCAAUGCUGUGCAAUUCUCGACCCUCUUGCUGAUGCUAAUGCUGCUGCUUGCAUUUGCGCUGGUAUUAAAGAUAAAAUCUUGCGCUUGCCGGUGCCCGUCAAUCUUAAUGUUGCUGUUGAUUUGUUGCUUCAUACCUGUGGCAAGGCUCUUCCUGCUGGAUACGUUUGCGCUGCCGUAAAUAAAUUUACAAGUUGA